This is a messenger RNA of Apodemus sylvaticus (European woodmouse), 1664 nucleotides long. Its product is annotated as pyruvate dehydrogenase E1 component subunit alpha, somatic form, mitochondrial-like. The transcript has a single exon. Lineage: Eukaryota; Metazoa; Chordata; Mammalia; Rodentia; Muridae. Gene Ontology annotation, biological process: pyruvate decarboxylation to acetyl-CoA. The coding region runs from base 72 to 1244 and encodes 390 amino acids. Gene Ontology annotation, cellular component: intracellular membrane-bounded organelle. Gene Ontology annotation, molecular function: pyruvate dehydrogenase (acetyl-transferring) activity. The record is from RefSeq and is a predicted model, not a curated record.
CGUGGGGACGUCCGAGCCACUCCCUUUGAGCUCCCGGGUCCCGCGGCCGCCGCGUGAGUCUGCUGCACUCCAUGAGGAAGAUGCUCGCCGCUGUGUCCCGCGUGUUGGCCGGCGCUGCGCAGAAGCCGGUAAGCAGAGUGCUGGGGGCUUCCCGGAAUUUUGCAAAUGAUGCUACCUUUGAGAUUAAGAAGUGUGACCUUCAUCGGCUAGAAGAGGGCCCUCCAGUCACCGCAGUGCUCACCAGGGAGGAUGGGCUCAAGUACUACAGGAUGAUGCAGACUGUGCGCCGGAUGGAGCUAAAGGCGGAUCAGCUGUACAAGCAGAAAAUUAUUCGUGGUUUCUGUCACUUGUGCGAUGGUCAGGAAGCUUGCUGUGUGGGCCUGGAGGCUGGCAUAAACCCCACAGACCAUCUCAUCACUGCCUAUCGAGCGCAUGGCUUCACCUUUACUCGGGGCCUGCCUGUCCGAGCAAUUCUUGCGGAGCUAACGGGACGAAGAGGAGGCUGUGCUAAAGGGAAAGGCGGAUCGAUGCACAUGUACGCCAAGAACUUCUAUGGGGGCAACGGCAUCGUUGGAGCUCAGGUGCCCCUGGGAGCAGGAAUUGCCCUGGCCUGCAAGUACAAUGGAAAAGAUGAGGUCUGUUUGACAUUAUAUGGCGAUGGUGCUGCUAAUCAGGGUCAGAUAUUUGAAGCUUACAAUAUGGCAGCAUUGUGGAAAUUACCCUGUAUUUUCGUCUGUGAGAAUAACCGCUAUGGCAUGGGGACAUCGGUUGAGAGAGCAGCCGCCAGCACGGACUACUACAAAAGAGGAGACUUUAUUCCUGGACUGAGGGUAGAUGGAAUGGAUAUCUUGUGUGUCCGAGAGGCGACGAAGUUUGCAGCUGCCUAUUGCCGGUCUGGUAAGGGGCCCAUCCUGAUGGAGCUACAGACUUACCGCUACCACGGCCAUAGCAUGAGCGACCCUGGCGUCAGUUACCGCACUCGAGAAGAAAUCCAGGAAGUAAGAAGUAAGAGCGACCCUAUUAUGCUUCUCAAGGAUAGAAUGGUGAACAGCAACCUUGCGAGCGUUGAAGAGCUAAAGGAGAUCGAUGUAGAAGUGAGGAAAGAGAUCGAGGAUGCUGCCCAGUUUGCCACGGCUGAUCCAGAGCCGCCGCUGGAGGAACUAGGCUAUCACAUCUACAGCAGUGAGCCUCCCUUCGAAGUGCGUGGGGCCAACCAGUGGAUCAAGUUUAAGUCCGUCAGCUAAUGGGAGACUGUUAGAUGGAUUGUUCCUCUUCCACUGGAAGGAACUCUUUGUGCUCUCAACUCUGACCGGAAAUAACCAGAUAACAAAAGUCUUGAAAACAUGUAAAUUAAGGGAAAGUAAAAUUGCUUGCAGUUUGUAAAAAAAAAAACAAAAGGAAGACAGAAAGAAAUUACAAGUUUGUAUCUUGUAGCAUAGGAGAUGCUCAGCAGCUCCUGAUGGAGCCGUUGCUUCCUUUGGAAUGAUAGCAGUUAUUGGUGUGAUGGGUUUUUUCUGUUGUCUUUGUUAUUUUGUUUUUGAGACAGGGUCUCACUGUGUAACCCUGGCUCUCCCAAAACUUGCUAUGUAGAUGAGGCCAGCUUUGAAUUAACAGAUGCGCUUUUUCUGUCUCUUAAAGGAUGAGAAUAAAGGCACGUGCCGCCA